CGGCUGUAUAUUAGGAAGACGGCGCUCGCGGCCUGAGGCUCCUCGCCGAAAAAGGCAAGGGGUUGGUUCGAGUUGUCUUGGGUGCCUGCCGCCGCCGCCGCCGCCGCCGCCUCCUCCGCAGUCCCCCGCGCAGGAUCAGUGUACCCUCUCGGACAUGGAGACUGUUGUUCGCCGCUGCCCAUUCUUAUCCCGAGUGCCUCAGGCCUUUCUGCAGAAGGCAGGAAAAUCUCUGUUGUUCUAUGCCCAAAACUGCCCUAAGAUGAUGGAAGUUGGGGGCAAGCCAGCCCCUCGGGCCCUGUCCACUUCCGCAGUACACUGUCAGCAAGUCAAAGAAACCCCUCCAGCUAAUGAGAAGGACAAAACUGCCAAAGCUGAGGUUGAGCAAGCUGCUGAUGGAUCCCAGCAGACUCCAGAUGGCACGCAGCUUUCGUCUGGACAUCCCUCCCUUGCCACGAGCCAGGGCACUGCAAGCAAAUGUCCUUUCCUGGCAGCCCAGAUGAGCCAGAAGGGCAGCAGUGUCUUCUGCAAAGCCAGUCUCGAGCUUCAGGAGGAUGUGCAGGAAAUGCAUGCCGUGAGGAAAGAGGUUGCCCAAACCUCAGUGAACCCCAGUGUGAUUAGUGUGAAGGCCAAUGAAGGGGAGACAAGUGGAUUGCUGAAGAACUUCCAGGAUAUCAUGCGAAAGCAAAGACCAGAAAGAGUGUCCCAUCUUCUUCAAGAUAACUUGCCAAAAUCUGUUUGCACUUUUCAGUAUGAUCGUUUCUUUGAGAAGAAAAUUGAUGAGAAAAAAAAUGACCAUACCUAUCGAGUUUUUAAAACUGUGAACCGGAGGGCUCACAUCUUCCCCAUGGCAGAUGACUAUUCCGACUCUUUGAUCACCAAAAAGCAGGUGUCAGUCUGGUGUAGCAAUGACUACCUAGGAAUGAGUCGACACCCACGAGUGUGUGGGGCAGUCAUGGACACUUUGAAACAGCAUGGUGCUGGAGCUGGUGGUACCAGAAAUAUUUCUGGAACUAGUAAAUUCCAUGUGGACCUGGAGCAGGAGCUGGCUGAUUUACAUGGGAAGGAUGCAGCACUCUUGUUUUCCUCGUGCUUUGUGGCCAACGACUCAACCCUCUUCACUCUGGCUAGGAUGAUGCCGGGCUGUGAGAUUUACUCCGAUUCUGGGAACCAUGCCUCCAUGAUCCAAGGGAUUCGGAACAGCCGCGUGCCAAAGUACAUCUUCCGCCACAAUGACGUCAGCCACCUCAGAGAACUGCUGCAAAGAUCUGACCCUUCGGUCCCCAAGAUUGUCGCAUUUGAAACCGUCCACUCAAUGGAUGGAGCAGUGUGCCCACUGGAAGAGCUGUGUGAUGUGGCGCAUGAGUUUGGAGCAAUCACCUUCGUGGAUGAGGUCCACGCAGUGGGACUGUACGGGGCUCAAGGUGGAGGGAUUGGUGAUCGGGAUGGAGUUAUGCCUAAAAUGGACAUCAUUUCUGGAACGCUUGGCAAAGCCUUUGGCUGUGUCGGAGGGUACAUCGCCAGCACGAGUUCUCUGAUCGACACUGUGCGGUCCUAUGCGGCCGGCUUCAUCUUCACCACCUCCCUGCCGCCCAUGCUGCUGGCCGGAGCCCUGGAGUCUGUGCGGAUUCUGAAGAGCGCCGAGGGGCGGGCGCUUCGCCGUCAGCACCAGCGCAACGUCAAGCUCAUGAGGCAGAUGCUCAUGGACGCAGGCCUCCCGGUCGUCCACUGCCCCAGUCACAUCAUCCCUGUCCGGGUUGCAGAUGCUGCUAAAAACACCGAAGUCUGUGAUGAACUAAUGAGCAGGCAUAACAUCUACGUCCAAGCCAUCAACUACCCCACGGUGCCCCGGGGGGAGGAGCUUCUGCGGAUCGCCCCCACCCCUCACCACACACCACAGAUGAUGAACUAUUUCCUUGCCUUGCAGGGCGAGGUCGCCGCUAGUCUCAUGGUCAAGGAUGUCCAGCAGCGUGGAGGAGAGGGCCUGGAGUCAACCAUGAGCACCCUUCCUGAGCACAGUGCAGCGGCAGCCGCCUCUCCCCCAGCCCCACCUGAGCCUAACACCCAGGAUAACGGAGCUCUGCCCCUUCUGAUCCUGUAG
Molecule: messenger RNA, 2098 nt
Organism: Leptonychotes weddellii (Weddell seal)
Lineage: Eukaryota; Metazoa; Chordata; Mammalia; Carnivora; Phocidae
Source: RefSeq, a predicted model, not a curated record